Trematosphaeria pertusa is the source of this 490-nucleotide messenger RNA. RefSeq lists its product as uncharacterized. The record is from RefSeq and is a predicted model, not a curated record. Gene Ontology annotation, molecular function: proton transmembrane transporter activity. The transcript is spliced from 2 exons. Lineage: Eukaryota; Fungi; Ascomycota; Dothideomycetes; Pleosporales; Trematosphaeriaceae. Bases 20 to 220 code for a protein of 66 amino acids. Gene Ontology annotation, biological process: proton motive force-driven ATP synthesis.
CUACGGCCUCUCCCACCAAAUGUCGAUAAGGUCGCGCGAGCGACUACAGCAGAAACAGCAGGAAUAUGAGCACAAGGAGUCGCUGAUCCGGCAGGCCAAGGCGGAGUGGGCAAAGAUACAUCCUUCAGAACAGCCGAAACCAGCGUCUGGUGCGAAAGCAGACCCCAAUGACCCCAACGCCGAUCUGAACACGCUCCUCGGAAUCACGGAUGAGAAAUGAGCUGCGAGAUGCUUUCUUUUGUUUGGCAUGUGUCUGGGUGAAUAUAGCGGCCUAGCAACGGGGAAUCGCGAGGAUGAUGUAAACGCAGAGGGCCAGAGUGCGAGACGUCACCUCUUGUAUUCUUGUACCUUAUGUACAAUAUAGACUCUGGUGUGGUUCGAAUAGUACAUGCUUACUCGGAAGAUCCAGUGGGUUUGAUGUGAGUUGUAUAUUCUAUACACGCGCUGCAUCUCUCAUCGCACAUAUGGUACACCCAUUACCCUCCUCGAU